AAAUACUACUAGUAAUAGUAAAACAUUACGAACAAAGUUAAAAGGCUUAUUAAUUAUGAGUUCAACAAAAAUAUCUUUAACAACUCAAACCACUCCUUCUCAACCUCCUCCACCAAAAUUUUCAGCGCAAACUUUUCCUCAAAACACCAUUCUUCAAAAAUCAUCAGCACAAACUCCUUCUCAAAAUACUCUAGCAAUUGCUAAAAAAAAAACAACAGCUCCUGUUACUUCUCCAAAACAGACAUCGUUAAUUACUACUGCUACUGCUCCUCAACAACCAAAAUCAGAAAAACCUAAUAACGAUCAUUCGCUUGAGAUAACAAUAACAACAACAUCAUCAUCCAAUAAAAAAAGUUUAACUGAUAUCAAAAAAGAAGAAUCACUAGCUCAAAAAAAUGAAAAGUCGCCAACUUUCACUACUACAACUACCGCCUCAACUAAAAUACCCAUGACCGGAGAUAUUGUGCCAACUACUGCAACAACGACGGAUUCUAAAAACAUUUCCAACGAGCAAAAUAACAUCACUACUACAAAUAAUGGUGAUGGUAAAACUAAUGAUAACGAUAAAAAUGACGAUGACGACACCUCCAAUGUUAAAAACGGUAAAAAAAUUGAUAAAGAAAGAACCAUUGCAAUCAAAUCAUCGUCAUCAACUUGCACUACAAAUGAAACCAUAAAAGCAUCUUCAGGUGCAUUGGAGAUAGUCACAAGUGCAGUGUCUUCAUCAGCAGAAAAUAAAAAUCUUAGUGCACAACAUGAAUUAAUUAAAAAAUACUUUCAAGCUAAAAAUAAUCUUAAAUUGGAUGAUAUGGUGUCAACUGUCUCUGAUGAUGUUAGUUAUUUAUAUUUGAAUAAAACUAAUAUUCAAGGAAAGGAGGCUUUCAAGAAUCAUAUGAAACAUCAAUUUGAAGUCGCGCAUAAUUCUUUUAAGGAUUACAACUUAUCUACAAAAAAAAUACUUGUUGAAGGUAAUCAAGCUAUGGUUAAAUGGGAAUGGAUUUACAAACAUAAGGGUAUUGCGAAAAAUUUGGGCAAUUUAAGAAUUGAAGGUGUUAGUGAAUUUGAAUUGAAAGGAUUAUUGAUUAAAUCCGUGAAAAGUUAUGAAAUUAAAGAUUCAGAUCAUGCUGUUAAUGGAAGUGGUGGGAGUAGAUUAUUUGGAAAGUUUGUAAGGAAACUUAAGCAUAUAGAGUCAUCAACAUAA
Messenger RNA from Entrophospora candida, 1201 nucleotides. The record is from the annotation of a GenBank genome assembly. NCBI's taxonomy places the organism in Eukaryota, Fungi, Glomeromycota, Glomeromycetes, Entrophosporales, Entrophosporaceae.